Messenger RNA from Brassica napus (rape), 540 nucleotides. RefSeq names its product multiple organellar RNA editing factor 8, chloroplastic/mitochondrial-like. The transcript is spliced from 2 exons. NCBI's taxonomy places the organism in Eukaryota, Viridiplantae, Streptophyta, Magnoliopsida, Brassicales, Brassicaceae. Bases 1 to 540 code for a protein of 179 amino acids. The record is from RefSeq and is a predicted model, not a curated record.
AUGGAGGAGAAACAAGGAACAAGCCGCGAGGUGAGAUUACGUCUCUACAGAGUUGCCAAAGGGGAACCUCUCAUCGAUGGGAAAGCUGUUUCUUAUGAUCAUAAGUACCACGUCCAAGAGGAACGGAUAAGGAACAAGGCUACAGCAAACUUUGCUAGACGCAGAAACUAUGAGAGGAUAAUAGCGAACGUGGCAAGAGGCUCUCCUCCCCAAUGUCCACCUCCUAUGGGUGACUCUGCACCCCCUCCACCUCCCAUGGAGCAGAAUUACGAGGCACCACCACCACCGAACAUGGGAGGACAAAGGCCUCAACCAAACUAUGUAGAAGCACCAGCGCAGAACAACAGGGGAGGAGCACCAACGCAGAACAACAUGGGAAGAGCACCAGCGCAGAACAACAGGGGAGAAGGUCCACCAAAUGCAGGAUGUUCACGUAAUAACAACAACGACCAGGAGCAGAGUGGUGGAACGCAGCAGGCACAGCACCAGAACAACUAUCCACCUAAACGAGCUGGCAGCGGGAACCCAUACCAGGGUUAA